AUGGAAGUAGUGGUCUGUUUGGUGCUGCUAUUCAUAGGAGUUGGAGUUUUCACUUUCAUACAUGUUUGUAUAGUUGGGAGGGCAUUUGGGAGCAUAAGUGGAGAAAGUUUUAACCCAAGGGAUAUGAAUAAUACAGGUAGAAGAAGAAGUUCAAGCAUGUCCCAAGAGGAUAUAAAGAAAUUGCCUUGUUUUGAGUACAAAUUGGAAGAUGAAGAAGAAAGUGGCACAGGUGCUAUUAUUUGUGCAGUUUGCUUAGAGAACUUGAAGAAUGGGGACAAGUGUAGGGUGUUGCCAAAAUGCAAACAUUGCUUCCAUGCUCAGUGCAUUGAACCAUGGCUCAUCACUUCAGGUGCUUGCCCUAUUUGCAGAGCUGCUACCAAGACUCCACCCUUUACAACUAGUAGUAUUGGGGAGGAAAGUAGCAAUAAUAAUUCAAAUCAAAUUGUGAUUGAGUUGACAUAA
Ipomoea nil (Japanese morning glory) is the source of this 462-nucleotide messenger RNA. Its product is annotated as RING-H2 finger protein ATL39-like. The coding region runs from base 1 to 462 and encodes 153 amino acids. NCBI's taxonomy places the organism in Eukaryota, Viridiplantae, Streptophyta, Magnoliopsida, Solanales, Convolvulaceae. The transcript has a single exon. The record is from RefSeq and is a predicted model, not a curated record.